Loxodonta africana (African savanna elephant) is the source of this 2113-nucleotide messenger RNA. RefSeq names its product peroxisomal membrane protein 4 (gene PXMP4). NCBI's taxonomy places the organism in Eukaryota, Metazoa, Chordata, Mammalia, Proboscidea, Elephantidae. The transcript has 4 exons. Gene Ontology annotation, cellular component: peroxisomal membrane. Bases 77 to 715 code for a protein of 212 amino acids. The record is from RefSeq and is a predicted model, not a curated record.
GCGGUGCAGCCCGCCGGGAUCCCGGUUUGUCGGUGCGGUUCGGCUCGGUGCUCGCCUCUCGGGGGCUGUUGGCGCGAUGGGUGCCCCGCCGCAGCUGCAGGCGCUGCUCCUGGCUGUCAACACACUGCUGCGCAAGCGCCGCUACCACGCCGCGUUGGCCAUGGUCAAGGGUUUCCGGAACGGGGCAGUCUAUGGAGCCAAAAUCCGGGCCCCGCAUGCACUGGUCAUGACCUUUCUCUUCCGAAGUGGCAGCCUCUGGGACAAGCUUCGGGCCAUUCUGCAGGGCACGUACACACACUCCUGGAACUUGGCCUGCUUUGUGUUCACCUAUAAGGGACUGUGCACCCUGCAGUCCCGCGUGCAGGGUGAGACCUCCCAGGUGCACUCAUUCCUGGCUGCCUUCAUUGGGGGCUUGCUGCUGUUUGGAGACAACAACAACAUCAAUAGCCAGAUCAACAUGUACCUGAUGUCACGCGUCCUAAUUGCCCUGUGCCGCCUGGGCGUGGAGAAGGGCUACAUCCCCAAGCCCAGAUGGAACCCAUUCCCAUUGUUCGCUGCGACUUUGUGGGGGCUGGUGCUGUGGCUCUUUGAGUACCACCGGCCCACGCUGCAGCCUUCGCUGCAGUCCUCCAUGACCUACCUGUACGAGGACAGCAACGUGUGGCACGACCUCUCAGACUUCCUCAUCUACAACAAGAGCCGCCCCGCCAAGUGACAUGGCCCCAGGGGCUUCUGAGGGUUUCUACACCUGAGCAGGCGCAGGUGAUAUCCAGCUGGGGCUGGAAGUUUGGCUGUAUCAGUGAACCCUCCCAGAGAAUCCUGACUUCUCCUCAUGAUCGUGAACUUCAGUCUCCAACUUGUAUUUUCCCAGGGUGACAUAUGCUGAAGUAAAAGAACUGGUUCUCCCAUCCCAUGAGGAGCCUGGGCUUGGGGCCAGCUGUGCUGCUGACUUCUGUAAGGCUAGGGCAGUCACACCCCUCUGGGCCUCAGGGGCCUUUUUCUGGUGGGUGUGUUCUUAGGCUGUUUUUCUUAUAGAACAGAGGGUUCCUUGCAGGGCAAUGGGUUGCAGAUUCUUUUUAAAAAAUUAUUAAGUUCCUUCCUUCAGGUGCUAGUCUAUUGGAGAAGCUCUAGAGUCACUCUGUCCAAUAGAAACACAAUGUCAGCCAUCUAUGCAGUUAAAAUUUUUCUAGUAGCUACUUUUAAAAAAAGUGAAAAGAAGCAGGUGAAAUUAAUUUUAAUAAUGUAUUUUUAACACACUGUUUACAAAAUAUCACUUCAAACUGCAAUUAUUCAAAAAAUUAGGGGAUAUUUUACAUCCUUUUUUUGUACUAAGUCUUCAAAAUCGGGUGGUUUUUUCUUCCCACUGACAGUACCUCUCAAUUUGGACUAGCCACAUUUCAAGUGUUCAGUAGCCACAUGUGGGUAGUGGCCACCUUAUUGGACAGCAAAGAUACAGAACACUUCUAUCCUUGUGGAAGGUUCUAGCGGGCAGUGCAGAUCUAGCCCUAGAGGACGUGGGUUUGAGUCCCCGCUCCACCAUAGUAUAGCCUUGGGGAAGGUUCUUAAUGUCUCAGAGCCUCAAUUUCCUAUAAAAUGAGGAUAAUCGUAAUAUCCAGUCUUCACACUGGACUUGGCAACUGCAACCGCUGCUGCUAGUAAUAAUUACACCCAUUUAGUGAGCUCCUACUUCCGGUUGGGUGCUUUGCACAUAUUAUUUCUAAUCCACACAAUGAUCUUGCAAGUCUGUGUUUUGAUUUGCAUUUUACAGAUGUGGACACUGAAGAUCAGAGAAGGGGAGGUAACUUGCCCAUGGUCAUACAACUAGUAUGAUAGUCUAGACAGGAUUUGAUCCCAGAUCUGAUUUCAAAGCCUGUGAUUUUUUUUUCAGUGCCUUGCUUUAAGUUCAAAAACCUAAGCCACGCUGUGCAGAUGUUUGCUAGCUAUAGGAUCUGGGUGGGAGGGCGGUGUGUGCUUAAAUGACUACAGCCACCUGGCAAGUGGCAUAAAUGAAAAUGGCCGGGGUGCGAUACAGUAGAGGGUGGUGGGGAUGUGGUGAGCUGGAUCUGAUUUUGUAAAGCCACCGUGCUGAACAAAUAAAAUAGAUCUUCGGGAA